Messenger RNA from Candidula unifasciata, 297 nucleotides. NCBI's taxonomy places the organism in Eukaryota, Metazoa, Mollusca, Gastropoda, Stylommatophora, Geomitridae. The record is from the annotation of a GenBank genome assembly.
AUGGUUCUAGAAGUAUGGUUGGCUCUAGAAGUAUGGUUGGCUCUAGAAGUCGUAUGGUUGGCUCUAGAAGUCGUAUGGUUGGCUCUAGAAUUCUUAUGGUCGGGUCUAGAAGUAUGGUUGACUCUGGAAGUCGUAUGGCUGGCUCUGGAAGUCGUAUGGUUGGCUCUGGAAGUCGUAUGGUUGGCUCUGGAAGUCGUAUGGUUGGCUCUGGAAGUCGUAUGGUUGGCCCUAGAAGUCGUAUGGUUGGCCCUAGAAGUCGUAUGGUUGGCCCUAGAAAUCGCAUGGUUGAGUCUAUAA